AUGGACCGUGCUGGCAAGCAGGCACAGCCUCAGGAGCCAGGCAGACACGGGGAGUCUGGAGAUGGGGUCGGUGUGACUGGUGGUGGCACAGUGGGAGCUGGCAUCGGCAAAGGAAUGGAGGUCUUGAGGGGCCUGGCACUUUUCUGGGUUCCAGGAUCAUUUUCAGAAGAAUUUUCUACUGGCUACCUCCUAGGAGAGCUUCUACACAAAUACGGUCUUCAGGAUGACUUUAAUCAGUUUUCACAGAGCAGGGUUGCAAAUGCAAAACUUAACAAUUUUUCUCGCCUGGAGCCCACGCUUCACCUCCUUGGCGUACAGUUUAAUGAGAAUGUGGCCCAAGACAUCAUGACAGGACAGCAUGGGGCUGCAACAAAGCUUUUAUAUGAAUUGUAUAUUGCUUUAGAAAAAAAGAGAAAGGCAAAGCUCACUGGAGUAGCCAUGGAAGCAAUGAGACCUGCAGCAACUGCAAAGCUUAAUUCUAUUGAAAGUGUUUUGUAUCAAGAGCGUUUGAAAACUUUAACGCCACGUCAGGCUGAUUUGCAACUACAGCAGAUUUCAGAGCAUUUUGAAAUAAAAUCUAAGGCAAUAGAAGAUAAAAUAGCUCAUAUACGUAUUGCAGAACAACAGAAAAUUCAGAAGCUCCAAGAGGAAAAAAGAGCCCAAGACAUUGAAAAGCAUCGCAUAGGAAGAAGGAGACAAAAUGAAAUAAUGGCCAGGAUUCAAGCAGCCAUUAUACAGAUUCCAAAGCCACCACCAAGCCACACCAUAAAAGCUAUUGAAGCCAAAAAAUUCUUAAAGAAGAAAAGAGAAGCAGAGGACACAUAUAAGGAGAUUAAAAAGUUUGAGAAGUCUAUGGCAGGAAAUGCCUCUACAGUACACAGCCAAGUCACUGACCGUGAUAUACAAGAAUCAUUGCAAACACAGAACUUGCAAGAAACAACCCUAGAAACUACUUUGCAGAAAGCAAAUGAGCUGUUAAACAUUUAUUCAGAUGAUGAAUAUAUAAGGAAAAUUCAAAAACGUUUAGAGGAAGAUACAUUUGCUAGAGAACAACGAGAAAAGAGACGACGAAAAAUGCUAAUGGAACAGUUAAUAGCACAUGAAGCUGAAGAGGAGGCUUACCGGGAGGAGCAACUUAUUUACAGACUAAUGAGACAAUCCCAGCAGGAGCGGAGGAUUGCUGUUCAACUCAUGCAUGUUCGACAUGAAAAAGAGGUGUUAAGGCAAAACAGAAUUUUCAGGGAAAAACAAUAUGAAGAAAGACGACUGAAAGAGUUCCAGGAAGCUCUUGAUAGAGAAGCGGCUCUUGCAAAACAAGAAAAAAUUGAUAACGAAGAACAAAUUAUCAGAGAGAGAGAAUGUCAUGAGAAAAUGGCCAUUGAAAGAGCUCAGGCACAUUAUAAAAAACAUUAUUCUAUGUGUUGGGAAGUCAUCAACCAAAUCAUUGAUUUGUCAACGAAAGUAGCAGAAUACCGUCUACUGACAAACAACAGAAUUCCAUUAAAACUGAUGCUUGACUGGAAGGAAUUUUUUUUUAAUGGAAAACCAAUGUAUGAACAAGCCUCAAUUCAACCUUUGCCAAAUGAACCAAGUCCAGAACAACUUGUAGAACUGAGUAAGAUGAAUCUGUUAGAUGAAAAAGAUUAUAAUGAAUACAAGAGUAUGACAGGGGAAUGGUGUCCAACUGAAGAGAAUAGUGAAAACAAACCUCCUCUUAAUAAUAACAUACUGGGUCAUGUGCUUCGUAGACUGAUGGAGAUUUUCUAUCCUCCAAAACCUAAAUCUUCACCACCUGUAUUUCCUCCAUUUCCUAUCAAGGGAUGUAUUUUGGGAAAACCUUUUAGUGGAAAAACUACCUGUGUAAAGUUUAUUGAAAAAGCUUGCAAUAUUCAGGUACUAUCUGUUGAUACUCUGGUUCAGGAGGCUAUCCAAGCUUUUCUUGAAAAUGAAAUGAAAAGUGAACACAGUGUGAUUCCACAAGAAACAGAGAGUUCUGGGAAACAAAAUAAGGUCUGGAAGAACUUAUCAAAAUCACCACUGAAAGUUCUAAAGAAACUCCAACCAGAAACACCUACCAAUGAAACCAAAGGUAAUUGUCCUGCCAAAAAGGAUCCAUCUCGGCAAGAAUUUAAAUCAGACAACAGUCAGGAUGGCCUGUCGAAGCUAUCUGUACGUGCCCAGCUUGGUGCCGCAUCACAGAAAUUGUUGAAGAAAGGAAAAAGUAUUCCUGAUGAAUUACUAAUUGACAUCCUAUUGGAAGCCAUUAACCAAACAUCACCAGAGAAGGGGUGGAUUGUGGAUGGGUUUCCAAUGACAAUUGAUCAGGCAAAGCUAUUUGAAAAAGCCUAUACAGGGAUUGAUCCAGAAGCAAAAGAUGAAAAUUCUGGAAAGCUCACACUUGUUACAGAUCCCAGAGCCCCUAACAAGCCUCCUGUUAUCUUACCUGCAUUUGAUGUUUGUGUAUUAUUGGAUAUUUCAGACACUGUGGUACUGAAACGUGUGGCUAACUUGAAGUCAGAUAAAUCAAAGUCAUCUCAAACUGAACAGGCAAAUAACAAUCAAAAUUCAGAUGAUGAAAUCCUAGAAGAGAAGAGUGACUUAGCCAGGGACCAGGUGCUACAUAGAAUUUCAGGCUUUCUAGACACAUGGCCAAAAUUAGAGAAAUGGUUUUCAGUCCAUCAAAAUAUUCUGGUGAAAGUCAACGCAGAGACAGAAGAAAGUCUUGUGUGCAAAACAGUGAAGGAAAUUAUUAUGGAAGAAACUGCCAAAAAACAGAAUAGAAGGUCUUCUCAAGAAAUAUCACCAGGAAAAAAGCUUUUACCGGUUACGUCUCAAGAUCUGCUUUCUCCCAUUCCUGUGGCACCAGCACCACCGAUUGAACCAGGAUCAGAUGAAUGGAUUUAUGUAGAUGAACCACUUCCCAAGGAGAUACCUGGGUUUUUAGUACCUUACUGGGAAAUGGUAGAAAAUGCAUAUAUGAAUACCAUCAAAACUAUACUAAGAUGUCUAAGGGAUGAACAGCACUCCGCGAUUUAUUACUUAGCAGACAUUAAAAAAAAAUUCCAAGAUUAUUUGAAGUGUCCAGAUCUUAAGCAGAAGUUUGUAUCUCAGUGGCAAUCAGAUUUUAAUUCCAUUGCUGAUGACCUGCGAGAAGAUGAGGAAACAAAAGCAGAACUACACCAAAGAGUUACUGACCUAAGAGAUCUUCUCUGGGAAAUCUGUGAUAACAGAAGGGAAGAAGCAGAGCAGGAACGUACUGAUAUCAUGAAUGAUGGCUGGUUACCAGAUCGUAGGGGGAUUGCAAUGAACCAUUUCUUUUCACUUAUGCAGGUUGAAGUGGAUCGUUUCCAAGAUACAAAGAGACUUCUUCAUGACUAUUAUAGGGCAAUGGAAGGAAAAAUCCCAAUGGAUAACAGUCAAGAUUUUACUAGAAUCCCAUUGUUAGAUAUUACUGAUUUAGAGCAGAAAGAAGAGCAAAACAAAUCACGAAGGAUUCCUCUAGUUUCUUGGAAACUGCCUUCACCAGAAAUAAAUAUUACCAAGUCAAAAAGCAAGGCAAGUCUACAGAAGAGUGCUAAGGAUGAGAAUUCUGAAAAUGGAGUGGCCACUUUUGGGAAAGAUGAAAAUCUUAUUACCAAUACAUGGCAAACAGCAGUAACAGCAGUAUCAAAUAUGGUAACAGCUGAAAUACAGUCUAAAGAAAUGGAGGAAGAAGAAGAACAGCAGCAGCUAGAACUGAAAGAAGAUAUGAAAUCUUCACAGACACUACCAGGCAAAGCUACUGGGAAAGCUGCCAAAGAUGCCAAAAAGCUUUCUCCCAAAUCUAAAAAGAAAGGACCAUCUUCUACCGCGUCUGUGGUCGAAGUCAGUCCAGCUCCUAUCACCCCUGAAGAAUUAAAGAAACGAGAACUGACACUUAAAAUAAAGCAAGAAUAUUUCAGUGCCUUGAAACACGAGGAGGAAGCUGCAAAAUCUCGACUGGAACUUAUAAAAGAAAAAGCUUUAGCAUUUGUUGAAGAGCUAACAAUGAAAGCAGAAGAGGCUUAUAAAGAUAUGGAAAAGUGGCUUGGAUCCAGGUUCUUGGCGGAAAUGUCCAGUGUUGAAAAGCUGAUUGAGGUGGCACGACAUCAUAUUGAGAGUUCUAGCAAAAUCCAAUAUGAAAUUACAUUAGAAGAAACAGAUUUCUUCAUCAGCAGUGAUAUAAAAGUGAUUCCUGACCCUGUUCCUUCACCACAUGUUCCACACAUAGAGACAUCUGGAAGUGGUACUCUAACUAUUUCACAACUUACUACACUUCAUAAGCAGUUUUUACAAAUGGCACCUAAAGCAAUAAGAGCACUGAAGCAAUUUAAAAGCAAGACCAAUUCUUCUAGCAAGAGAGAAGUUGAGAAUCGCCAGUUUCCAAAAAUUUGGCUAACAAAAUACUCCUGGUUAAAAUACGAUGAUGAAAGGGGAAUAAUGUUUUGUGCACCAUGUCGUAAGCAUAAUGUGGAUUUGGGGGAAAACAGUCAUAAUUUUUGUUCUGGCACUGAUGACUUCAAACUGGAAUUUAUAAAUACACACCAGAGUAGUGAGGCUCAUGCCUGGGCUACCUGUGUGGAAGCUGCUAGUACUGCUUCACCAGAUGCAACUUCUGCUGAGCAGAUGUUGAAGAGCAUGAACUCCAUAACAUUAGGUAGAGUAGAAAAUAUUUUUAGAACAUGCCAUGCGAUUGCUAAAUCUGGUCGUCCCUUUACUGACCUUGACUGGAUGUGCAAACUAGAUGAUAUGAAAGGAGUGGAUAUUGGUUCUGUAUUUAGAAAUGACAAGUCAGCAAGAAUGUUUGUACACUUUAUUGCUGAGGUAGAAAGAAGAGCUUUGAAAGAGAAACUGGAGAAAUGUAAAUUCUUUUCUGUUAUUAGUGAUGGAGUCACAGACAGCAUACUCAAAGCAGCUGCAGUUGUCUACGUACGCUUUGCAAAUGAAGGAAAAGUCAAUUGCCAGAUUGUUGGUGUUCAACCUGUUCACAAAACUGACGCUUCAACUAUAAAAAAUGCAAUUGAGGAAACAUUACAAGUAAAUCUUCAGCUCAGUCUGGCAAGCCAUGUCUGGUCAAGAAAAUUAGUUGGGUUUGGAAGCGAUGGGACAGAUGUCAUGUUAGGAGAAAACAGUGGGGUAGCUAAACUUCUGAGGGAAAUUCAGCCUUGUAUACAGACUGUGCAUUGUUUUGCCCACCGCCUGAAGCUGGCUUACAAAGGAGUGCUGAAAAAUAUUCAGCUGUACAACAUCUUAAGCAAUGUCUUGAGAAAUAUGUAUUACUUUUAUCAUAACUCACCUCUAAAUAAGAAUAAUCUCAAAGCCACAUAUGAAGCCAUUAAGUUACGCCCCGCUAUUCCUUCUCGCAUUGGAGGCUCCCAGUGGCUUCCUCGUCUACAAACAGCUCUACAAAUUCUCCUUAAAGGUUAUCCUGCAAUUGUUCUACAUCUGAGUAAGAUUGAAAGAGAUUCAAGAGCCUCAAACCAUCAAAAAGUCAAAGGCCUUUUACACCUCCUUCUGAGAAUGGAGAUAGUCAAGUUUUCUCACUUCUUGUUGGAUGUCAUCAAUGUCCUCAACAUUCUGUCACGUGUUACUCUGGAUCACAACUCAUCCGUUGCAGACAUAUUUGCAACGGUGCAGUCCACACUGGAAACACUCCACAUGUAUCACACGAGAGCUGGUCCAAAGGAACGCAUGAUGGAGACCAUUCAGCACUUUCACGGUUACCAGCUUGUUGGAAAUGGAAAUAUUUCAGCAGUACGAACCAAAGUACUAAGUAAUCUGGUGAAGAGGCUACAUGAUUGUUUUUGUGAUGCAAGUCAAGAUGUUUUAAGAGCAACUACUAUUGGAAGUUUUAAACUAUGGCCUGACAAAAUGAAACAAGAAUUUGGUGAAAAGGAAGUGUCUGUCUUGACUAAACAUUAUGAAGUCAUACUAGAAGCUGCUAGUGUGAAAAUAGGUGAAGUAGAAACUGAAUGGAGCAUGUUGAAAUUAGAGCUGUAUAACAGAUUUCAGAACAUCCAGACCUUGACAUGGGAUUCAGUGAACUCAGAUUAUUCAAAGAAGUAUCCCAACAUCCUGACAUUGGUAGAUUUGAUCCUAACUCUGCCAGCAAGCUCAGCUGAAACAGAGCGAGGCCAGUCAAAUGAAACCCACCAUGAAGCAUUUGCACUCUAA
This is a messenger RNA of Egretta garzetta (little egret), 6192 nucleotides long. It is a transcript of the gene SPEF2, whose product is annotated as sperm flagellar 2. Lineage: Eukaryota; Metazoa; Chordata; Aves; Pelecaniformes; Ardeidae. Gene Ontology annotation, cellular component: sperm midpiece; manchette. The record is from RefSeq and is a predicted model, not a curated record. Gene Ontology annotation, biological process: sperm axoneme assembly.